GUCUCACUGGUGUUGGGGAACACACAGUAACCAUGGCAGCGGUACUAUUGUCCAGUGUAUUUGCCGUCGCCGUCCUGACGGGGGUAGCGGGGGCCCCCACUACCACUGCCACAGAGAAGGAGCAGCCGCUCACCAUGAACGAGCAACAAAUGGUGGAUUACCUUCGGAAUCGACGAGCGCCACAUCACGGCCAUGUGGUGCCAACGUGUGGCGAGUACCCCACCACCUCUUACUUGCCCCACGGUGAAUUAUACGAACAUGGAUACCUACCGCAUUCCAUACCUCAUUACGGAUAUCCACCACACUACCGCACCGUGGAAGACCCUGAAAUGAUGCAGUUUUCCGACAUGGACCAGUUCAUGCCCAGCCAAAUGGCUGGUCACGUUCCGAUGGCGAGGCUGGGAGGAUACGGCGUUGCAAGUGGAGUGUCUCCCAUCGCUGGCAUUGGAGGACGGGUGCUGAGUCAGGCGGGCGCUGGAACUACCAUGGGUGUGUUCCCGAACGCAAACGUGGGAGGAUGCGCCGUGCCCCUGUUGUUCAGCUGUUCACCCUCAAUAGUGUCGGGGCAGUUGGUGCAGUCAGCUCAGAACCACGCCGUCUCAGGUUACACUGCUUCUGCUCCCACAAACUCCUACAGGCUGGUGGACGAACCGGUGCAGCACCACGCGCUUGAACAGCACGAGCAAGCCACCUUAACCCACGAACCCAGUCCCGUCAUGCACCAAUAAUGAAACUCUCGGUGUACUAGCAUAAGAUAGUUGUAACAAUUAUUUCAAUAAAAGUUAUAUAAACCAA
Spodoptera frugiperda (fall armyworm) is the source of this 795-nucleotide messenger RNA. RefSeq lists its product as uncharacterized. The coding region runs from base 33 to 728 and encodes 231 amino acids. The transcript has a single exon. Lineage: Eukaryota; Metazoa; Arthropoda; Insecta; Lepidoptera; Noctuidae. The record is from RefSeq and is a predicted model, not a curated record.